AUGGCUGUGACCCAAGAUUUCGCCUACCGUGAAUUCAUCCUGUCACGCGGUCGUACCCCGACCGCUGUCUCCGGUCCAUGGGCUCGAGGUGGUUACGGUAGCUCUGGCAGUGGAGGCACGCAAUCCCUGCACCAUUCAACCACGCCAAACGCUCAUCUCUCCCCACGCAGUCUACCCUCUAGCUUCACCGCCGCCAUGGGAUCCGCGCCCAGUUCCGCCAACUUCGGCGGCCCUGGCAUCAGUAGUGUUGGCCAGCACCACACUGAACGCCGACAUGUAGUACAAUUGCAGUACAUCUCGUGGCCCGAUCACGGAGUUCCCGACAGCCCAGACGAUUUGAUCGCCUUCGUACAAAGAGUGCGUGCCGCUCGCAUAGGCUAUGACACGGCCCCAGUUGUGGUACACUGCUCAGCUGGCAUUGGACGCACCGGCGUUCUCAUUACCAUGGAGACAGCUAUGGCCUGCAUUGAAGCCGGUCAGCCGGUCCGUCCACUGCAAAUGGUGACAGAAAUGCGCGACCAACGCGCCAUGCUCAUCCAGACCACGACGAUUUUCCAUGCAAAACCUUUAAUUUGUGUGAAAAUUUACGCUGAAGUUAUCGUCGUUCAAUCCCAUCAGAAUACGGCGGCUGGCUUCUCAUGUCCAGAUGUCGUUUAG
Molecule: messenger RNA, 657 nt
Organism: Protopolystoma xenopodis
Lineage: Eukaryota; Metazoa; Platyhelminthes; Monogenea; Polystomatidea; Polystomatidae
Source: the annotation of a GenBank genome assembly